CCAAUCCGCUUGUUUUCGAAAUGGAAAGAUGGCGGCGCCCUUACAGACCUGAAGGCUGGCGCUGCUGUGCGCUGAACAAGCCGAGCGAAACUUUAAUUCUGUUGAAUCUAAAAGCCUUUUGGAGGGUUUAAACGUGGACUCGGUGGUCUUUGGCAGUGCGAAAUGAUAGCUAUCUCACGUAUUAACGACAAGAGCGGCUGAAUAUAAGAAGCCUGAAGUCAGACGGGCAGCGCGUUAGUUCAGCUGAGACAGCGGGCAGCGCGGAGUCGCAGUCCCGGCUGUUUGGUCUCCAGCGCCGCUGAUGAUCCUGAGCACGCGGAGAUGCGCGAGGGUGCUGCAGCUCACCCUCGCGGUCAUCAAACCGGACGCUGUUGCUCAUCCUCUCAUUCUGGAGGCUCUUCAUCAAAAAAUUCUAGAGAACAACUUCGUCAUUGUCAGAAAGAAAGACCUGAUAUGGAGAAGAAGUGAUUCUGAGAGGUUUUAUGCAGAACAUGAAGGACGAUUCUUCUACCAGCGACUAGUUGAAUUCAUGGCAAGUGGUCCAAUGAGAGCUUAUGUCCUGGCCAGAGAGGAUGCUAUUACCCGCUGGCGGGAGUUGAUGGGUCCAACAAAAGUGUAUCGGGCGCGAUACACUUCACCGAGUACCAUUCGGGCCCAAUAUGGACUCACUGACACCAGGAACACCACUCAUGGUUCAGAUUCAGAGGAGUCAGCCCAGAGAGAGAUUGCCUUCUUCUUUCCGGAAUUCAGCAUUGACCAGUGGCUGGAGAAAGAGGAGCCAUGCUUGAGGGUGGGGCAUAUGGACUAUGAUCAACAGAGACAAAUCCAUAACCCAUUCAAACAUAUUUGACUAUCCCGCUGCCUUGACCAAAGACAGGACAAAAGACAAUGGCCAUAAAGACCCAAGCGCUUUGCUUGUUCCCCAAUAAUGUAUCACUGUUCGUCACAUUGCUGUGCUGUCAUCUCGGAUUCACGUGAGCACUCGCACACUUUUGCUAUUACGUUUUUAAAAUGUGGUGUGUCAUUUGUCAUCUUCAUGAUGAUGAUCCAGGACACCUUGUUCUUGGUUAAACCAGAAUCAGUGUAGAGAAGAACUUAUUGAUCAUAGUGGUCCAGUAGUUUUCUGUUAUGCAUUCUAAACAAAAUAUUAAAGGUCAUUAAAAGGGUAGUUAAACACUGGCCCUUAUUCGUCAAA
Molecule: messenger RNA, 1195 nt
Organism: Pygocentrus nattereri (red-bellied piranha)
Lineage: Eukaryota; Metazoa; Chordata; Actinopteri; Characiformes; Serrasalmidae
Gene: nme6
Product: NME/NM23 nucleoside diphosphate kinase 6
Exons: 5
Coding region: 302-850 (182 amino acids)
Biological process (GO): GTP biosynthetic process; UTP biosynthetic process; CTP biosynthetic process
Molecular function (GO): nucleoside diphosphate kinase activity
Source: RefSeq, a predicted model, not a curated record